AUGGCAUCUUUUGUUCAAAGGAAGCCUUACAUCGGGCGUACACGGGGGCGCGCGCGCGCGCUCGCGGGCUCGGGCCGCGCGCCAAGUCCUCCGUCAGCCCCGCCGAGAGGGAGGAAAGACGGGCGAGCGGGCGAGUCGGCCGGGCGGCCGCAGAGGCGAACGGCUGAGGCGGUUCUUGAGGCGCUGUCGCUGCCCCGCGGUUGGCUGGACUUGGCCGGGCGAAGGUGGCCGUGGCCGUCGUCGCUUUCCGAGGGGCUCUUCCCACAAGCGCAGAAUACAGAGGCAGAAAGAAGCUUUGAAUGGACAGAGAUUAAUGAUACAAUGAAGGCCUGGAGUGAUAGUCAGUCAGACCUUUACAGCAGUGACCUAGAAGAAGAGGAAGAAAUGAUUUUUGGAGAAAACGAAGAAGACUUGGAAGAGAUGAUGGAUCUAAGUGAUCUUCCUACCUCACUCUUUGCUUGCAGUGUUCAUGAAGCAGUGUUUGAAGUUCAAGAGCAAAAGGAAAGAUUUGAAGCACUUUUCACAAUCUACGAUGCUCAUGUUACAUUCCAGUUAUUUAAAAGCUUCCGAAGAGUAAGGAUAAACUUUAGCAGUCCAGAAGCAGCAGCCAGAGCACGGAUAGAACUCCAUGAGACAGAUUUUAAUGGGAAAAAACUGAAGCUAUAUUUUGCCCAGGUUCAGGUUCCCAGUGAAGUGGGAGACAAAUCUUACCUUUUGCCCCCCAAGCCUGUCAAACAGUUCCUGAUAUCACCUCCGGCAUCCCCACCUGUAGGAUGGAAGCAGAGUGAAGAUGCUACUCCCAUGAUAAACUAUGACUUGCUUUGCGCUGUUUCAAAACUGGGGCCUGGGGAAAAGUACGAGCUUCAUGCUGGAACCGAAUCCACUCCAAGUGUUGUGGUCCAUGUGUGUGAAAGUGAAACAGAAGAGGAAGAGGAAGUGAAAAAUCCCAAACAGAAGAUCGCGCAAACUCGCCGCCCAGACCCACCACCUGCCUUAAUAAGUGAAACAAAAACUCUUGAAUGUAUGCUAGAAGUAGGAGGUGGGAUGCACUACUGAUUUGAAGCUAUUUAAUCAUGGCAGUGGAUGAUUACUCCCAUUUGCAUUGCUGCAUCCUGCAUAGCAGCAACAGACUCCUCUUUGCAGUCAUCUCACAUCAAGAAGACAUUUUGAAGAGCACUUUAAUUUUUAAGGUCAACUUCCAAGAUGUAGCAAAUCCACUAGGCUGCCAAUCCUAGGAGAGUGCCAUUUCUGGUAAUCUGUGUUACCAUCCUCCUGGUGUUUGUAAGGCCGAAGGAACUUGGCUGCUGCCAUUUAUAUAUGGGCUACCACAUGGUUUUGUAUGUGAGUCUCUCAUGCAUAUUUUUGUGUGCUGAUGUAUACCAUGAAUCUGAUUCACUUGAUGUUCUAAGUAAUCUAGUGACAAAUUAUACAUGUAAUGUACAAUGUACAUUGUUAUCAGUAGGAGAAUCUCAAACUGUUUUUGAGGUGAUAGAAUCAAAUAUUCAAGCAGGUUUGUUUUUGUGGUUUUGGUUUGUUUUUUUUUUUUCUUCUUACAGGUGCCAUAGCUGUUUGUGUUGAAUGUCAAGGUAUUAUUGUGAAUUGUUGUAAGAUAAGACAAAAACUAAUUGGGAGUUGUAAUAGUUCUUUUCUGCCCACUGCGAUUAGGAAAAAAAAUAAAAAUUGAAAAGCCUACAAGGAUAUAGUGGAGAAGGGAUUCAUUACCUUUGGAGAACAUUUUCUUGAUCUGUAAUUUUCCACCUACUAUGGUUAUAUGUCUUACAUGAGAUAUUUCCAAAGCAAGAAGGGUCGUCUUCUACAGCUUGUUCUUCAUUGCCUGUUUUCAGAAUAUUCAGCUUGGCCAAGGAAGUAUAGCCCUCUCACGCUUCACUUUCCCAUCACUUUAACUGUUUCCCAUUUGUGUCAAAUUUAUCAUGUCUAGGAUCUGUCUGUGCCAAGAUGUUUAGCCAUGGUUUGUUCUACAAGCCAUAGUAACCUGGUCUAUUGAUGAAGCUAAGCCAAAAACAAACCAGCUGCUGUAUGUCUUAUGCAAUAUGUAGAUCAGCGGCCCCCAACCUUUUGGGCACCAGAGACCGUUUUCAUGGAGAGGGGUUUUUCCCAUGAACCAGAGAGUGCAUGGUUUUGCGUGCUGCCUCCAUCCCGUGGAUGGGGCUUCACUUGUUUGCACAGACCAGUUUCUGACACGCUGCAGACUAGGAUCGGUCCACGGACCACGGGUUGGGGAGCCCUGUUGUAGAGAAGUCAACAUUUCCCAGUGAGCUUCUGGUUGAAUUGCUUGUUUAUUGCCUGAUUUUAUUUUUCUCCCUGGCAUCAAAUAAUCCAGCUUAAUUGUUUCUGAGGAAGAAAGGAAGAGGUACACCAAGAUAAUUUGCAUUCUGCUGUGCAGGAGGAAGGCGAUCAUUCAGAUACAGAAACUUGAGAAAUAAGGUUAGACCAUUUGUAUAAAUUGUUCUCUUUGCCUGCCUUUCUCUUCCCAAUGUCUUUCUGCAAAAUGCCACCUUUAUUCUAUUUCUGUAAUACUACAUGUCUUUUUAUGGCUGAAAUAAAUGGAAAAACAGAUUACA
Messenger RNA from Crotalus tigris (Tiger rattlesnake), 2582 nucleotides. RefSeq names its product RCAN family member 3 (gene RCAN3). Gene Ontology annotation, biological process: calcium-mediated signaling. The record is from RefSeq and is a predicted model, not a curated record. Bases 1 to 1056 code for a protein of 351 amino acids. NCBI's taxonomy places the organism in Eukaryota, Metazoa, Chordata, Lepidosauria, Squamata, Viperidae. Gene Ontology annotation, molecular function: nucleic acid binding; calcium-dependent protein serine/threonine phosphatase regulator activity. Gene Ontology annotation, cellular component: cytoplasm; nucleus. The transcript has 6 exons.